UGAGGUUCAUACCUAUAGCAUCCAGUCUGAAGCGGGUCAGUAUGAAUGCAGUGUGUCUGCCCUGCGCUGGGUUUGUAAUAAAAAGGUCAGCUUCCAUUACCAGUUUCGCUCAUGGGAGGAACACAUGGCGGAACCUGCAUGCAUUGAUUACAUGCCAGCAGGACCCCUACUGGACAUCACAGUCACAGAUGGGAAACUGGAGGAGGUGCAUCUACCACACUGGAUAGACCACAGCUCCAAAAUUUCAGACUUGUUUUCAAUCCUACACGUGGACACCUGUGGCAAUUUUGUGGAACAAGUGUCGGAGGUGACAUCCUCCCACAUCAAGUUACUCCAGCCAACUUUCUCUCCACGGGGGGUUAUGAUCCGGAAAAAACUGGGCAUCUCCGUGAAGGUUUUCUAUGAUGUCUUAAUAUACAAGACAAAAAAGGAAUUCCUCACAUUGCAUGUUUACCUGGUCCCACCUGAUCGUGAUGUGAAACAGAAAGUGGAGAGAAAUGAGACGUCCUAUGGAUCAAUAAUGAUCCCAAAACCAAACCCAGACAAAUCUCUUGAGAUGCUGGAUCAUUUCUUCCUCACAACAGACAUGGACACUGCUGAAAUUCAGCCUGAUAAAUUAAAGCUAAGAUAUGAGAGGAGAAAUUUCUUUGAGGUCUUCAUCAGAAAUGCAGACAGUGACUUCAGUCUAAAGCUUCAGAGUAAGCAAAAUAAAAAUAAUGAACAUGACACUGUCUGGACCUGCACUAUUCGACAAGGAGACUACCAAAAUCAAAGCACUGAUCACAAGGACGGGCAGCAUUUCAUUGAUCGCCAUCGCACAGCUCUGAUUCAGAGAGUGAACGAUACAGGGCCCAUCCUGGACGAGCUCAUGGAUUGGGGACUAAUCUCAAGUGAGAACUACGAAUCUGUGAGAGCCUUAAAAACCACACAGGACCAGAUGCGUGCCAUUCUGAAACCUGUGAGCGCUGCCAGCACAAGAGGCAAAGAUGCCUUCUAUAAAAUCCUGAAAGGGAUGAAGCAUCUGAGGCCUCUCAUCUCUGAGCUUGAGGGAUCUGGAUAAACCAUGGAUAAAGACAUGGAGCUUUGCAUUCUAAGUCGAUAUUUGUUGCUUAGAUGACAGAAAACAGUGUCAAAUUUACUGACCACACAUUGACUUUACUGACAAUUCAUUGACUUAUAAAGAACGUGGACUCUUGUGGCCCAAACCACCUCUGAAUGUGACUUGAGUGAUCACAUUUCAAAUGGUUCCUCAAUGCUUCUUUGGUGCAUGUACACAUGUACCCAGAGCUGUCUACCUGUGAUCGAAUCACCUGACACGCAUGCUAGAGCCAAGUCUGAACAGGGCCUUAUAAGCCUUAUAAGCACUACACUGAGAUGAUUGGACGUAAACACUGUUUUGUGGAUGUAUUCAUCUCUGCUAUAAAAGGAAAUGCUGUAUAUCAGCCAGCUCAAAUGAAAAGUGUCUUUGUGACUUAAAGGAAAUUAAGUACCCAAAACUACACCGCAUGUUUUUUUGUAUUUUAUUUAUGGAUUUAUGAAAUGUAUCAAAAUGCAAAAUGUUUUAAGUGUACUAAAUUCUGAGCAGCAUACAACAUACAUUUUUGUAUCUUUCAUUGUAUUGGUUGGUUGUUGGUUGUAUUGUAUUGUUCUUUAUUCCAUGUAAAUAUUAAAUGUUUUGCAUUAAGCAACAUGAGUAAGGCAGAGCCACGGGAAUUGUAAAUGCAUUUUUUAAAACACAGAUUUUGUUGUUUAAAUGUUGUUUAAAUGAUAUAGCUCAGUUUUAAAGCUUUUAAGAUUAGAUGUAUCUUCUUCGAAAAGUGCUUGACCAAAGACUAAAGAAGUUUUAUUUACGUUUUUUGUUUUAUUUGUACAGUCAAGAAACACCAACAGGUACCCUUCAGCUAAAUGGUUGGACCAGAUCAUGUUGUGACAUGAUUUAUACAAGUGCACUGAGAGAUUUAAUAUGAAAGAGUCUUAUUCUCUGUCAUUAUUUUUUCUACAUUCCUUAUAUAUAUCAUUUUAUCUUCUUUUUUUUUUACCUUUAUUAAUGUCAAGACAAAGUUAGAGUAAGAAGAAUGGGAACAUACACAUACACACAUACAUAUGUCUUAAUUAUUUUCAGCUUGCCCCAGCUGGUAAUAGUUAAAUAUUUGUUUUAUUUUAGCAAUAAUAAAUUACACAAAUUAAAGACAAA
This is a messenger RNA of Lates calcarifer (barramundi perch), 2194 nucleotides long. Its product is annotated as nacht, lrr and pyd domains-containing protein 1b-like. Gene Ontology annotation, biological process: innate immune response; regulation of apoptotic process; inflammatory response. Lineage: Eukaryota; Metazoa; Chordata; Actinopteri; Centropomidae. Bases 125 to 1060 code for a protein of 311 amino acids. The transcript is spliced from 7 exons. The record is from RefSeq and is a predicted model, not a curated record.